AAAGGGAGCGGACCUGCCAUUGUAGGGGCAGAGACUGGGCAGCGGCGUUAGCUUCCCCACCCCCCGCAGCACAGAGCCGCCGGCCCGGCGCGCAGCACAGCUCCCGGCCAGGGGAGCGCCAGCCUCCCCCGCAGAGGAGGACUAUUGAGGAGCUGGACUUUUAUCAAACUUGCAUCCGCUCUUCCCUCCCGCCCCCUCCCCUCUCUGUCCCUGCCUCCUCCUCCUCGCCUCCCCCCUUCCCUGGGCGAUGUUUAUUUGGGCAGCUGUGUGAGACGCGGGAGGAGGUGGGGAAUUUCUCUCUGCCUGGCUGGAGUGGUUAGAGAGAGACACACACUACUCUGGGGAAAGAAGGAAACAAAAUGUCUGCCAGAGCUGCGGCUGCUUCCUCCAAGAGCACAACAAUGGAAGAAACAGCUAUAUGGGAACAACACACAGUGACGCUUCACAGGGCUCCAGGAUUUGGGUUUGGCAUUGCGAUAUCUGGAGGAAGAGAUAAUCCCCAUUUUCAGAGUGGUGAAACUUCAAUAGUUAUUUCUGAUGUCCUGAAAGGAGGUCCAGCAGAAGGACUGCUACAGGAAAAUGACCGUGUGGCAAUGGUUAAUGGAGUCUCAAUGGAUAACGUGGAACAUGCAUUUGCUGUUCAACAGUUGAGGAAAAGCGGAAAAAAUGCCAAAAUAACUAUUCGAAGAAUGAAGAAAAUUCAGAUUCCAGUAGCCCGGCCAGAACCUGAGCCAGUAUCUGAAAAUGAGGAGGAUAGUUAUGAAGAGGAAAUGCAUGAUCCAAGAAGUGCACGCAGUGGGCCAGGUGUCAACAGAAGGCUUGAGAAGAGCUGGGUAAGAGACCGAAGUGGAAGCAGAGAGAGAAGUUUAUCGCCAAGAUCAGAUAGGAGAUCUGUUGCUUCCAGUCAGCCUGCAAAACCUACUAAAGUAACAUUGGUGAAAUCCAGGAAAAAUGAAGAGUAUGGUCUGCGCUUGGCCAGCCACAUAUUUGUGAAAGAAAUAUCUCAAGAUAGUUUGGCAGCAAGAGAUGGCAACAUUCAGGAAGGUGAUGUUGUAUUGAAGAUAAACGGCACAGUCACAGAAAAUAUGUCACUGACAGAUGCAAAGACUCUAAUAGAAAGGUCAAAAGGCAAGUUGAAGAUGGUGGUUCAACGAGAUGAACGAGCAACUCUUUUGAAUGUCCCAGAUCUUUCUGACAGCGUUCAUUCUGCUAAUGCUUCAGAAAGAGAUGACAUUUCAGAAAUUCAGUCGCUGGCAUCAGAUCAUUCCAACCGAUCACAUGACAGGCCCCGCCGCAGUCGUUCACGAUCUCCUGACCAGAGGUCAGAGCCUUCAGACCAUUCCAGACAUUCUCCACAGCAGCCCAGCAACGGCAGUCUCCGGAGCAGAGAAGAUGAGAGAAUAUCAAAACCAGGAGCUGUCUCUACACCUGUAAAGAAUGCAGAUGAUAUCCCUGUUUCUAAAACCAUGGAGGAGGCUAUAGUUGAAAGAAAUGAAAAACAAACUCCACCUCUGCCAGAGCCAAAGCCAGUGUAUGCUCAAGCUGGACAGCCAGAUGUGGAUUUACCAGUCAGUCCAUCAGAUGGUCCUUUACCCAAUUCAGCUCAUGAAGAUGGAGUGCUUCGGCCAAGCAUGAAGCUGGUAAAAUUCAAAAAAGGAGACAGCGUGGGCUUGCGGUUGGCUGGUGGCAAUGAUGUAGGCAUAUUUGUAGCUGGUGUUCUGGAGGACAGCCCUGCAGCGAAAGAAGGAUUAGAAGAAGGAGAUCAAAUUCUCAGGGUAAACAAUGUAGACUUCACAAAUAUCAUCAGAGAGGAAGCAGUGCUUUUUCUGCUUGAUCUCCCUAAAGGAGAAGAGGUGACAAUUUUGGCACAGAAGAAAAAGGAUGUUUAUCGUCGCAUUGUUGAGUCCGAUGUAGGAGAUUCUUUCUAUAUCAGAACUCAUUUUGAAUAUGAAAAGGAAUCUCCCUAUGGGCUAAGUUUCAACAAAGGUGAAGUGUUUCGGGUCGUGGAUACUUUGUACAACGGCAAGCUUGGGUCCUGGCUGGCUAUUCGAAUUGGCAAGAAUCACAAAGAGGUGGAAAGAGGCAUCAUACCCAAUAAAAACAGAGCUGAACAGCUAGCUAGUGUACAGUACACACUUCCAAAGACAGCGGGGGGAGAUCGUGCAGAUUUCUGGAGGUUCCGAGGUCUACGCAGCUCAAAGAGAAAUCUCCGAAAAAGCAGAGAAGAUCUUUCUGCACAACCUGUUCAGACCAAGUUUCCUGCAUAUGAAAGAGUUGUUCUUCGAGAAGCUGGCUUUCUCAGGCCUGUAACCAUUUUCGGACCAAUUGCUGAUGUUGCACGAGAGAAACUGGCAAGAGAAGAACCAGAUAUUUAUCAAGUUGCAAAAAGUGAACCAAGAGAUGCUGGUACUGACCAACGUAGUUCUGGCAUUAUUCGUCUUCAUACAAUAAAACAGAUAAUUGACAGAGACAAACAUGCUUUAUUAGAUGUUACUCCAAAUGCUGUGGAUCGUCUGAAUUAUGCACAAUGGUAUCCCAUUGUGGUGUUCCUGAACCCUGAUUCCAAGCAGGGUGUAAAAACCAUGAGAAUGAGACUGUGUCCAGAAUCACGGAAAAGUGCCAGAAAAUUGUAUGAAAGAGCUCACAAGCUACGGAAAAAUAAUCAUCAUCUCUUCACAACUACUAUCAACUUGAAUUCAAUGAAUGAUGGCUGGUAUGGAGCACUAAAGGAAGCAAUUCAGCAGCAACAGAACCAGUUGGUGUGGGUUUCAGAAGGAAAGGCAGAUGGUGCUACAAGUGAUGACCUUGACUUACACGAUGAUCGCCUUUCCUACCUGUCAGCUCCAGGUAGUGAAUAUUCCAUGUACAGCACAGAUAGUAGACACACUUCAGACUAUGAUGACACAGAUACAGAAGGGGGUGCCUACACUGAUCAAGAACUUGAUGAAACGCUCAAUGAUGAAGUUGGGACUCCUCCAGAAUCUGCUAUUACACGGUCCUCUGAACCUGUAAGAGAGGAUUCCUCUGGAAUGCAUCAUGAAAGUCAAGCAUAUCCUCCUUAUGCUUCGCAAGCUCAGACCCAGCCAAAUCAUAGAAUCGAUUCGCCAGGAUUUAAAACAGCUGCCUCUCAAUCGAAAGCAGAAGCCUCACCUGCAGGCCCUUACCUUUCCCCGUCGCCUGAAACAAACCCUGCAACCUCAUCACCUUCUGCUGUUAAUCCUAAUGUAAACUUAACUAAUGUCAGACUGGAGGAGCCCACCUCAGCUCCUUACAACUCUUUUCAACUACAAGCUGGCCCCUUAAGAACACCAAGCACUGAGGGAGUUCACAUAAUGCUAAGAGAUCAAGAGCCAUCAUCCUUAUCACCGCAUAUAGAUCCAACAAAGGUAUACAAAAAGGAUCCAUACAUUAGCGAGGAGGCACCAAGACAGAACUACGUCUUGAAACAACCAGCAGUUAAUCAUCCAGUACAGAGACAGGAGAAAGAGACAAAUCUGAUCUAUGAAUCCCAGGUUCAGUAUGCAGAGAAACAACCCAGUAGAGAGUAUGAGCCGUCAACAUAUAGGUAUGAUUCUACGAACUAUGUAGAUCAGUUUUCCCGCGGUUAUGACCCUCGUCUACAUUAUGAUGACCGUAUGCCUCCCUAUGAGGACCAUUGGGCAUAUUAUGAUGAAAAACAGCCCUACCAGCCGAGACCACCUUAUGAUAACCAACCUCCUAGGGACUUUAACCCCAGACAAAAUGCAGAAGAGAGCACAGAACGCAGCUACUACCCAGCACAACCUCGCUUUGAAGAACCACCUCCAAUGGUUUAUGACAGUAGGCCUCGCUAUGAACAUGCACCUAAAAACUUCAGUCUACCACAACUGCGAUAUGAAGAACAGCCUCCUGCUGGAUAUGAUAUUCACAGUAGAUAUAAAUCAGAAGCUGAGACAUACCCUUCAGCAAUAUCUAAGUCUCCUGAACCUAAGCAGUACUUCGAUCCACAUAUGAGGGGCUAUGAACAAGGCCCUCCACAAGGAUUUAAUGCUAAAGCCGGACAGUAUGAACCUUCUCAUAGCACUGCAGGUGUUCCUCCUCCUCCUCCCCCACCCUCAUCACAAACCAAACCAGAAGUACUGCCUUCCAACAGUAAACCACUGCCUACACCACCAAUUCUAACAGAGGAAGAAGAAGAUCCAGCCAUGAAACCACAAUCAGUGCUAACUAGAGUUAAGAUGUUUGAAAACAAAAGAUCAGCAUCGGUGGAAAAAAUCAAGGAUCCUAAUGAUACACCAGCUGUCAAGCCUCCAGAACUAGCACCAAAACCUGCCAUUGCCACAGUGAGUGGUUCCAAACCAACCUCUCAAAAUCAGUAUGAACAUGACAAAACAAUUUACAGGGCUCCAGAACCACAGAGACCUCAAGUGAAGCCAUCUGAAGACAUAGUACGUUCAAAUCACUAUGAUCCUGAGGAAGAUGAAGAGUACUAUCGAAAGCAGCUUUCAUACUUUGAUCGCAGAAGUUUUGAAAAUAAGCCCUCUAUACAGGUUCCUGCCAGCCAUCACCCUGAGCCUGCUAAGCCAGUACAUCCUCAGAAUCAACUGAACUUCACUAACUAUUCUAAGGGGAAGCCUACUGAUGCUGAGCCCACAGAUAGACCUGGUGGUGAAAAGCGCUAUGAGCCAGUUCCUCAAGUUACUCCUCCUCCCCCACCUCCAGUACAGUAUACCCAACCUCAGUCGAUUAAUAACCCUGUCGUACUUCUUCAGGCACAUCCCAAGUCUGCACUUUCUGAGGUUAACUCUGUGUCCGUAGAUUUCCAGAAUUUCACAGUGCCCAAGCCUGACCCACCUCCAUCUCAAAAUAAACCAGCAACUUUCAGAUCUUCCAACCGAGAGGACACUGUGCAAUCUACCUUCUAUCCUCAGAAAAGCUUCCCUGACAAGAGUCCAAUUAAUGGAACUGAGCAGACUCAGAAAACAGUCACCCCGGCUUAUAAUCGCUUUACAACGAAGCCUUACACAAGUGCUGCCAGGCCAUUUGAGCGAAAGUUUGAAAGUCCUAAAUUCAACCACAAUCUACUGCCAAAUGAAACUCAACAUAAACCAGAGUUGCCCUCAAAGGCUCCAAAUUCUCCUCAACCAAUUUUAAAAGCACAUAGCUCAUUGCAGCCUUCUGAGUUUGACAGUGGAAUGGAUACAUUCUCCACGCAGGCAGACAAGCCUAAAUAUCAACCAAAUAACAUUAAUGCUGUGCCUAAAGCCAUUCCUGUAAGCCCUUCAGCACUAGAGGAUGAGGAGGAGGAGGAUGGACACACUGUAGUAGCCACAGCAAGAGGUGUUUUUAACAGCAAUGGUGGUGUAUUAAGCUCCAUAGAGACAGGAGUUAGUAUAAUUAUACCACAAGGAGCCAUUCCAGAGGGAAUAGAGCAAGAAAUCUAUUUCAAGGUCUGCAGAGAUAAUAGUAUCCUCCCACCUUUAGACAAAGAGAAAGGAGAAACACUGCUUAGCCCGUUGGUAAUGUGUGGGCCCCACGGACUAAAAUUCCUGAAGCCAGUGGAGCUGCGCUUACCACAUUGUGCGUCUAUGACCCCUGAUGGUUGGUCUUUUGCUCUAAAAUCCUCCGACUCCUCGUCGGGUGACCCCAAAACUUGGCAGAACAAGUCUCUUCCUGGAGAUCCAAACUAUCUUGUUGGAGCAAACUGUGUCUCAGUCCUAAUUGACCACUUCUAAUCCUUAAAUUAGCUGACUGAGUAAAUAAUGUGAAACUGAGAUGGACCUUACAUAUAAACUGAAUGACUCUAUCAAGUAUUAACGGAACUUACUGUUUAAGCAUCUUGCUUUAACUAACAAUGGUUAGCAAGUACACUCUUGAACCAUGGUCAGAAUACAUGCCACAAACAGGAAGUAUACUAUGGAAACAACGUGGGGUUCUUGUGGGUUCCGAAUGUUGGGGGUUUCUUUUUGUUUUGUUUUGGUUUUUUUAAAUGGACACAGCUAGUGUUUCAUUGUUAAAACUUUAAAGUAUCAAUGAAGUACCAAUGGAAUAGAUACAGAAGAAUUGAAUUUGGUUCAUAGUCCACUGGUUGAACUACAGAAUUUGGCUUUUUUUUUUUUUUUUUUUUUUUUUUUUUUUUUAACUUGGGGGUGGUUUGGUGGUUUUUUGUUUUUUUUUUUAAACUUUUGUGUUAAAAUACACCCUACUAUACUUCCAUCUCUGGUUUUUAGAUGGCUCUUUUGGUGUACAUGUCCCAUAAAGUAGCGGUAAACUUUUGACUAGCACAACUUGGAUGUUUUCCUCUACUGUGAGGCUUAUAAAAAGCACGUCUACUUACUGUACAUGAAAACAUUACUUUUCUUUGUCAUGGGAAAGAUAGAAAGCAUGUGAGAUGACUAUGGUUCAGUUGCCUCUGUGGAUUUGUAAAUUAACCAACACGUUACUACAGACAUAUUAACCAGCAGGGAUGCCUUACCCUCAUGUUUUUAAUAGUCUUAGUUCUCUGUAUUACUAAGUUUGUAUGGCUUUUGUGCUUAACUAGAUAAUAUAUCAUGAAACAGAUUGAUAAAGUGACUUAUUGUGAACUUGCUGGUUUAGAGAACAAGUAUUGUUUGUGUUGAUCAACCAGAAGUGAGCCAGAAGAAAAUGAUGGUAUGUUUUCUGCUAUGCAUUUGAAAAUUUAUAGAUGUUAUAGAAUGCCUGUAUAUAAAGCGUGCAUACCACUUUUGUUCUUGGUUUGUAAAUUAACUUUUAUAAGCUUUACCUUUUUAUAUAUAAAUAUAUAUAAAAACAAAACAAAGUUUCUUAAGGAUAUCUUUGUAUUCUCAUACCUUUUGAGCCUUGAACUUUGACAUCUGCAGCAAUAAAGCAGCAUUUCUACAAUAUACAAACAAGGACUUUUUUUUUAAAUGCACAAUGUUGUUACCUUUUUAAGUGCUGCAUUUGAAGAAUAUAACUCGGAAUUCUCUAGUUUGAUUAAAAUCUUGAAAAAUAUCCCUACUGUAAUUUGUGAUAAGGAUGCUAUUACUAUGUGCCCUGAAAUGUAUUUUUUUACUAAUAGACAAUUUAUUAUGGCACAUCAGCACUACUACUGUUUAGAUAAUAUACCACUGCAUUCUGUUAAUCAGUUAUUAGCUAUUCAGGUGUGGCUGAUUUUUUUCUUUGCAGUUAUUAAAAUUACACAUUUCUAAAUAUACAGAAUAAAAUUGUUUUUAAAAU
Molecule: messenger RNA, 7197 nt
Organism: Malaclemys terrapin pileata
Lineage: Eukaryota; Metazoa; Chordata; Testudines; Emydidae
Product: tight junction protein ZO-1-like
Exons: 28
Coding region: 360-5714 (1784 amino acids)
Biological process (GO): cell-cell junction organization; establishment of endothelial intestinal barrier; positive regulation of blood-brain barrier permeability
Cellular component (GO): plasma membrane; bicellular tight junction
Molecular function (GO): cell adhesion molecule binding
Source: RefSeq, a predicted model, not a curated record